This is a messenger RNA of Arabidopsis thaliana (thale cress), 922 nucleotides long. It is a transcript of the gene HS1, whose product is annotated as heat stable protein 1. Lineage: Eukaryota; Viridiplantae; Streptophyta; Magnoliopsida; Brassicales; Brassicaceae. The transcript has 3 exons. The coding region runs from base 289 to 618 and encodes 109 amino acids. The record is from RefSeq and is marked reviewed.
AAACGGCGUUAAGUGCGGCUGGACAGUCCAACUCUAUUAUCACCGUGAAAAGAAAAAAAAAAGAAGAAGAUUCAAUACAGAGUAUACCAGGAGCAUCUGGUAAUGUUUAUAUCUGAGGACGUUUUAUUUAAUUUUUUGGAACGAAAACAAUAAUCCGACGAUCGUAUUUGCACGUCGCAAAUCCGCUCUUUUAAUCAAAGAUCUCGACCGUCCAUUUUUAGUUAAGACUUUAGAGAGCUGAUAAGUGGAAUAGUGGAGAUUUGCAUUCGCAGGGGAUAAGGAUCAAAAAUGGAGGAAGCAAAGGGACCUGUGAAGCACGUAUUGCUUGCUAGUUUCAAAGAUGGGGUUAGUCCUGAGAAAAUCGAAGAGCUCAUCAAAGGUUACGCCAAUCUCGUCAAUCUCAUCGAACCUAUGAAAGCUUUCCACUGGGGAAAAGAUGUGAGCAUUGAGAAUCUGCAUCAAGGUUACACACACAUCUUUGAAUCCACAUUUGAGAGUAAAGAAGCUGUUGCAGAGUACAUUGCUCAUCCUGCUCACGUUGAAUUCGCCACCAUCUUCCUUGGCAGCUUGGAUAAAGUUUUGGUUAUUGACUACAAGCCUACCUCUGUCUCUCUCUAAUUAUCUUGUAGCAGCAUUUUCAUCAUUGAUCUUUUUCUCGGGUAUGCAUCUUGUAUGUUGAAUAAAGUAUAUUCCUUUUGAGUUUUCCUGCAUUGUUCUCAUGUUUCUCUGUGAAUUUCUCUCUUUUUUGUUUGUUUGUUUGUUUCCUUCUGUUGUAUUAUACUUGAUCUGUAAAAAGAUCAUGAGUUUAUUAAGAGUGUUUGAUUUCAGACUCCUCUUUGUUAUAAGUCUAUUACUAGUUGUUGUCUCUUAGUUUCUUUUAUCAAUAGAGUUGAGUUAUAUGGAAUAACAAGUUGAAAAGAAA